Puccinia graminis f. sp. tritici CRL 75-36-700-3 is the source of this 564-nucleotide messenger RNA. RefSeq lists its product as uncharacterized. The transcript is spliced from 2 exons. Bases 1 to 564 code for a protein of 187 amino acids. NCBI's taxonomy places the organism in Eukaryota, Fungi, Basidiomycota, Pucciniomycetes, Pucciniales, Pucciniaceae. The record is from RefSeq and is a predicted model, not a curated record.
AUGUUGGUUUCUCCCAGUGGUCGUCCUUGCCACUUUGUGGCCAAGGACUUUUUCUUGGAGAACCAUAACUACUGGCUCAAAUUCUUUUUCAACCGUGGCGGCAUCGGAACACAAGUUGACCGCCUGAAGAAUCUAUUUUCUAUGAACAUUCCCCUGCUCCGAUCACUGUUCCUCUCCCUGCAAGUAGACAGUGGCAAGCAUCGAGUGUAUCAAAGUCACAAGGUGACAUUGUCCAAGAGCUCGCUGAAAUCAUUUCAGCAGAUGGCCCACAACAGUGAUAUUCUUAACCAACAUAACCGAACUCAAUAUUACCGUGACCUCACAAUUGACUCUACUUAUGUAGAAGGUCUCGUUUCCUUCCAAGAUAUCAUCUCACACAAAGACCAUGAUCUCAGUCGGCUCCGCUCACACAUACCUAGCCACUAUCAACACACUGAUGAUGAACAUGUUGCUGAGGCACGUGUAAUGCUCAAUUCUGAAGACGAUGCAUUGGGAUCGAUCGACCCAAAGGAUACCAUUUCUAACCCAGAAGAGGUUGAUCCCCCCUCAUCUGACUGCAUGUAA